GGGGUGUGUCACUUGGCUGGGGUGCGUCAGCUGGGGGUGAUCGGUUGGGGUUGAUAUGGUUCGGUUGGUGGGGUUUGAUUUUUCCUAUCUGCUUGAGAAAGCUCGUGAAGGAAAAAUCGCAAUGUCAGCUCCUAUGGCGUUUCCAGAACUUCAUGUUCCGACGGGAUUCGUGCUCGUGUUCCCAGUGCAGUCUGGAUCACUGUACAGCAAAGCAAGCCUGGAAUCCCAGACGACUGAAGGGCCCGAAGGGGCCUUUCAUGCAGAGGGAGUGCCAAAUUCAGGAAGGCGAAAACAGUCUGGUCCUUAUGAUGAAUCAGAUGCUUCCAGAGCGGCAAAUGUCACAAUGGGUACAGUCAUGCCAGCCAUGGGCGUGAGGGGGUAUGUUCUUUCAAUUGCGAAUGCAACAUGUCUGAACGAGUAUGUAGCCAGCCUUCUGUCCCAGGAACUGAUGAUUGAGAUAUUUUUCAGUAUCGACAAGGGAAAUGACACCUCUAAGGAGGGGAAUGCUCUGUCCCUGCUUGGGUUAUCUUGUCCGAAAGACGAAAGUGAAAGUAAAUUAGCAAGUGCAAGUGGCAGAGAAUUAGUCAUGAUUGCAAGCGACAGAGAAUCAGUUGUUGCAAGCGCGACAAAUACAGCAAAUAAGAUCCAGGUCAACCCCAAGUCCGAGGACUCUCUUCGAGACAAAGGCUGGAUCGUAGAAGACAUCGUCCUUGGGGAUCCCACUCAACGACAUCUGAUGGCGUGUUAUUGGAGGAACAAGCACGACUCACCUUGGCCGGCGCUGCAGUGGGCRGUGGCGAGCUUGGMCAUAACUUCCCUGGUGUCUCUGGGCCUUUGGAUCUCCCUCAUGCAGAUCAGAACCGCGGAGAGGGAUUUUCGGAUCAUGAAGGUUAUGAAGGAUGAAAUGGAAAGUGCCAAAAAGUUUGCCGAGCAUGCAAAUGAGGCGAAGACCAGUUUCCUGGCCACGAUGUCUCAUGAGAUUCGAACUCCCCUCAAUGGGGUCAUUGGGAUGAUGAACCUUCUGUUGAAUACGAAGUUCGAUGCAACACAGAUAGACUUUGUCAGAACAUGCCAGAGCAGCGGGAAAGCGCUUUGCUCCCUCAUAAAUGAUAUUCUGAACCUGUCCAAGAUUGAGACAGGGCACAUGGACCUGGACCUGAGAGAGUUUGACAUCCGUGGGGAACUAGACGACAUCAUGAGCCUAUUCAUGGACAAACUAAGAGAGAAGCCCACAUUGGAGCUAGCAAGCUACGUGCAUGAGGCGGUUCCCAAGCACCUCAUGGGAGAUGCUCUCAAAUUCCGACAGCGCAAGGAAGACUUUAGAUACAAGUCCUGACCUGACCGGGACUGACCUCCUUCACGUAGUACAAGAUAGCGAAGCAGAAUGCUAGAAUAAUAAUGACUAGCCCAAUCAAUGUUUCAACGCAGA
Molecule: messenger RNA, 1429 nt
Organism: Chara braunii
Lineage: Eukaryota; Viridiplantae; Streptophyta; Charophyceae; Charales; Characeae
Source: the annotation of a GenBank genome assembly